This is a messenger RNA of Syngnathoides biaculeatus (alligator pipefish), 1438 nucleotides long. It is a transcript of the gene pxdc1b, whose product is annotated as PX domain containing 1b. Gene Ontology annotation, molecular function: phosphatidylinositol binding. NCBI's taxonomy places the organism in Eukaryota, Metazoa, Chordata, Actinopteri, Syngnathiformes, Syngnathidae. The transcript is spliced from 5 exons. The record is from RefSeq and is a predicted model, not a curated record. Bases 184 to 885 code for a protein of 233 amino acids.
ACUUCAUCUGCUGGGCUGAGCCUCGAGAGAGAGAGAGAGAGAGAGAGAAAAGGAAGGAAGGAAGGAAGAAAGAAAGAAAAGAAAAAGCAAAGUUGUCCAUCUCGCAUCUUGGGAGCCAUCAGCCCGACCGCCCGACCGCCCGACCGCCCGCCCGCAGCGGCUCGGCAUGCCGGACUGAGCGGCAUGGCUUCGGCCGUGUUCGAGGGCACGUCGCUGGUCAACAUGUUCGUGCGGGACUGCUGGGUGAACGGCGUCCGGAGGCUGCUCGUCAGCCCGCGGGGGGACGAGGAGGACUUCUUCGAGAUUCGCACCGAGUGGUCGGACAGGAACGUGCUCUACUUGCACCGCAGCUACUCGGACCUGGGCCGACUGCUGCGCCGCCUCAACGACUCGUUCCCCGAGGACACCGGAGACUUGUCGGCCUCCCCCCUCAACGAAGGCCUGGUGAAAAUCAAACAAGCGAACGACAUUGAGGAGAAGCUCAACGAGGUGGAAAGGCUGCUGAAAAAUGCCAUCAACAUGCCGUGCAAGUAUUCCAGAUCCGAGGUAAUGCUGACGUUCUUCGAGCGCUCGCCGCUAGACCAGGUGCUCGGGAACGAUAAAGUGCACAGAAUCCAGCCCUGUUUCCAAAACCCCAUCAAAAUCUCGGAGAUCAUGCGCUCCAACGGCUUCUGUCUGGCCAACACGGAAACCAUCGUGUUUGAUCACAAGCCGCCGGACGAGAAGGAGAGACCCUCCUCCACCGACUCUGUGGAGCAUACGUACGAGGACGGACUCGAGUUCCUGCCCGUGGAGGGGCCAGCGUGCGACGGGGAAGCGGAAGCGUACGUCACCAACUUGUCCUACUAUCACCUGGUCCCGUUUGAAACUGACAUCCUGGAAUGAGACGAACGCGUCUUUGGCGGACAUGCGAUGCUCUCCCUAUGAACUGUGGAGCCAAUGCAGGAUCGGGAAAACCCCCGGCAAGAUGGCACCUGAUUGACUUUUCUGGUGAUCCUUCCCGGAGGACCUCGGGGGAAAACGACACGUGCUCUCCGGCCACCUUGAAUUCUAAAUCAGCAGUUUUAACACAGAUUACGGAGUUCGUGUCGGAAUCUCUUUCUGCCAUCUUUGUUUACCGCGCUAUUUUGGAGCGCCUAAUGAAGCCCGCGGGAGGAUUUGUCCGGCGGAUUUUGCAGCUUUGACUGCUUAAGCGAUGGAUUAUUUCUCAUGGAAGUGGCAAAACCAAAUAGCCGUCCUGGUGUACCGCCUGGAACCCUUCGUGGGUCCUUUAAUUUUUCAUGUUAUGCAGCUGAAUUUGCACAUCUUGCUAGAGUUAUUUUUUACUCCUACAUGUAGCUAUUUUCUAAAGUGUUUGUUCUUUAGGGUAACAAGUGAGCUGGAGCUAGUCCCGGGUGACUUUGAGCGAGAGACGGGGUACACCCUGGCAAGCAAACGU